CCUCCUCUCUCCAUGGCUUGCAGGUGGCCAUCAAACGCGUGUCCCGGGAGAGCGUCCUGCAGUGGGACGAGCUGCCCGACGGCACCCGCGUGCCCAUGGAGGUCGUGCUGAUGGAGAAGGUGGGCUCCAGCUGCUACAACAUCAUCCAGCUCCUCGACUGGUUCGAGCUGCCUGACAGCUUCGUGCUGGUGCUGGAGCGUCCGGAGGCAUGGCAGGAUCUCCUGCAGCUCCUGCUGGAGCAGGAGUUCCUGUGCGAGGAGAUGGCGCGCUGGCUUUUCGUCCAGGUGCUGGAGGCCGUGCGGCACUGCACCGCCUGCGGCGUCCUGCACCGGGACAUCAAGCCGGCGAACCUCCUCGUGGACCCGGAGAGCGGCGACCUGAAGCUCAUCGACUUCGGUUGCGGCACCUUCCUCCAGGAGCGGGCCUACACGCGCUUUGCCGGAACGCACGCCUACAGCCCGCCCGAGUGGGUCUGCCUUGGCUGCUACGACGGCCAUGAAGCCACCGUUUGGUCCCUGGGCGUGCUGCUGUACGUCAUGGUCUGCGGGAGACUCCCCUUUGAGGACGACCAUGCCAUCCUGCUGGGGCAGCCCUUCUUCUGGCAGCAGGUCUCUCCAGAGUGCCAGCAUCUGAUCCGCUGGUGCUUGACCAAGCACCCCGCUUACAGGCCACAGCUGGAGGAGAUCUUGCGCCACCCUUGGGUGCAGGGCAGGCGCUUUUGACACCUUGCUGGAGCCCCUGCUGCGCCCACGUACAGAAUCCCACACAGGACUGAGGACCCGAGAAAUAAAACAACAACAAACCCAUUGCAGCUAGUCAAGUCUGGUCCUUGUCAGCAACUUCAGCUAAAGAAACCUCUUGGGAAAAGGGGAGAUCUGAGUGCUCCCCUCAGCCUUUGUCAAGCUUUCCAUGCCUUUCCUCCAGGAUGCUCCUUUUGUGUCUCCAAGCGCAGGCUGUAGUGCGGGUAGGAGGGGCUUGACACAGCCAAGAAAUGCAACAGUGAAACAACAGCUGCCCUUUGAAAGUGACAGGGCCUUCUUGGUGUGUCUCCUGAAGUGACACACUGUCUCUGUGUGCAUUGCAAGGGCUGGCUGGUGUCAGGGACAGAGACGUCUCCUCUCCAAAGCUCUGUGAAGAACCAGAAGCAGCAGAACGUCAUUUCAGGUUGAGCCCUGAUGAACUCUUCCUCUUUCUUUCCCUCUCAUCGGCAGCAGGCAAAUGCGCACCAGGCCUCGUGGCUCAUGCCAGAGCCUUCUUCCUCCCCAGGAAGCCUCCUCCCAGUAAGGGAGGAGCCCCCACAGCCCAGGACUCUCCAGCUCAGCCCCCCUUGAGCCAGGCCGCCGUCUGAGCCCCAGGUGCCCUGGGCCAAGCGGGGAUUGGGAGCCCUCUUGGCCACAGCUGCCACAAAUGAACGGAGGCUCAAACCUCUGACAAGAGGAAAAGGGCCAGCAAAGCCUCAGCUCGAAGCAUGAAGAGAGCAGACUUCAGGCUGCUCAGGGAACUGCUAAGCAAGGUCCCUGGGGAAAAUGGUUUUGAAGGUGCUGGGGUCCAUCAGUGCUGGUCGCUUUGGUAACAUCACCUCCUAAGGGCACAGAGCAGGUGAUGCCCAAAUGUCAGAAGCCGAGCAGGUGAGGCAUGAGACUGGCUUGCCUGGACAGGCAUCGUCUCUGGGAAAGGGGAUGGAAAAGGAAGCUUUGUGCCCUGUGAAUCCAGGUCAGGAGAAGA
Molecule: messenger RNA, 1725 nt
Organism: Melospiza melodia melodia
Lineage: Eukaryota; Metazoa; Chordata; Aves; Passeriformes; Passerellidae
Product: serine/threonine-protein kinase pim-1-like
Exons: 4
Coding region: 96-722 (208 amino acids)
Biological process (GO): negative regulation of apoptotic process; regulation of mitotic cell cycle; protein autophosphorylation
Cellular component (GO): cytoplasm
Molecular function (GO): protein serine/threonine kinase activity; ATP binding
Source: RefSeq, a predicted model, not a curated record